This is a messenger RNA of Cynocephalus volans (Philippine flying lemur), 3006 nucleotides long. RefSeq names its product zinc finger protein 345-like. The coding region runs from base 1 to 2511 and encodes 836 amino acids. The record is from RefSeq and is a predicted model, not a curated record. The transcript has 4 exons. Lineage: Eukaryota; Metazoa; Chordata; Mammalia; Dermoptera; Cynocephalidae. Gene Ontology annotation, biological process: negative regulation of transcription by RNA polymerase II. Gene Ontology annotation, molecular function: DNA-binding transcription repressor activity, RNA polymerase II-specific.
AUGCCGCGGACACCCUUCUGCUCCUCAGAUCCUGGGGUCGGUUUGUGCGUCCCUGAAGCUAUGCUGCCAGAGUGCGCUAUGGGUUUACAAGAGCAACAAAAGAUGAAUAAAUCUCCGGAGUUGGUAUCAUUUGAGGAUGUGGCUGUGGACUUCACCUGGGAGGAGUGGCAGGACCUGAAUGAUGCUCAGAGGACUUUGUAUAGGGAUGUGAUGCUGGAGACCUACAGCAACCUGGUGUCACUGAAUGUCCAGAUAGAUGAUGACCUUGUGGAGAGGAACCAUCAUGGUAGAUGCUUGCAGCAAAUUGUAAUCACCAACAGCAACACAUCAGCUGAGGAGAGAGUUGUGUUAGGAAAAUCAUUUUAUUUGAAUUCAUGUCAAGUUUUAAAUCUGAUUAUAAAUAAUGGAAACUAUUCAGGAAAGGGACAUGAGGAGUUUUACACAUGUCAGAAUGCACUUCUUCCUAGAGAGCCUGAUGAGAUGCCUGCUGUAGAGAAACCUGAUGAUCAUCAUGUAGCUGAAAAAUUGCCCAGACAUCAUGAGCAUCUUAGUCAGCAUCCCAAUAUUCAAACUAGGAAACAGCCUUUAGAAUACAGUGGAAAAGGGAAAUCCUCAAACACAGAGCCAAUGAUGUUUACACAUAAAGAGAUACAUAUGGAUGAGACCACCUAUAAGUAUAAUGAAUAUGGGAAAGGCUGUGGUAAGUCAGCUGUCAUUGCCCAAAAAAUAAAUCAGGUAGCAAGGAAAACUUUUCAAUGUGGUAUAUGUGGGAAAAUGUUCUAUAAAAUGUCUGAGCUCCCUACACAUCAGAUUAUGCACACAGGAGAGAAACACUAUAAAUAUACUGAAUGUGAGAAAUCUUUUAAGAAAUUAUACCUUACCUCACACCUGAAAACACCUACACAGAAGCUUUAUGGUUGUAAUGAAUGUGAGAAAAUUUUUUGUCAGAAGUCAGACCUUACAAUGCAUCAGAGAACUCACACAGGAGAAAUGUACUAUGGAAGUAUUAAAUGUGGAAAAAGCUGUGAGAAUUCACUCCUCAGCCAUUCUGAGAGAAUUCACAGGGAUGAAAUACCAGAUGGAUGUAAUGAAUGUACAAAAUUUUUCUACCAUGAGUCUGCCCUCACUGUAUACCAGAGAAUUCACACAUGUGAGAAACCAGAUGAAUGUAGACAGUGUGGAAAAACUUUUACCCAAAAGUCAAAAUUCAGCAUUCAUCAGAGGACUCACACAGAUGAGAAACCAUAUGAAUGUAAAGACUGUGGAAAAGCUUUGAGCCAAAAGUCAAAUUUCAGCAUUCAUCAGAGAACUCACAUGGGUGAGAAACCAUAUGAAUGCAAAGAAUGUAGAAAAGCUUUUAACCACACAGAAGACUUCAGCAGGCAUGAGAGAACACAUACAGGUGAGAAACUAUAUGAAUGUAAAGAAUGUGGAAAAGCUUUUAACUACAAGAGAGACCUCGGCAGGCAUGAGAGAACACAUACAGGUGAGAAACCAUAUGAAUGCAAAGAAUGUGGAAAAGCUUUUAGCUACAAGUCAUACUUCAGCAUUCAUCAGAGAAGUCACACAGGUGAGAAACCAUAUGAAUGUAAAGACUGUGGAAAAGCUUUUAGCCAGAAGUCAUACAUCAGCAUUCAUCAGAGAAUUCACACAGGUGAGAAACCAUAUGAAUGUAAAGGCUGUGGAAAAGCUUUUAACUACAAGGGAGACCUCAGGAGGCAUGAGAGAACACAUACAGGUGUGAAACCAUAUGAAUGUAAAGAAUGUGGAAAAGCUUAUAACUACAAGGGGGACCUCAACAAGCAUGAGAGAACACAUACAGGUGAGAAACCAUAUGAAUGUAAAGAAUGUGGAAAAGCUUUUAGGGUAAAGUCAUAUCUCAGCAUUCAUCAGAGAAAUCACACAGGUGAGAAACCAUAUGAAUGUAGAGAAUGUGGAAAAACUUUUAACCGAAAGUCAGACCUCAACAUUCAUCAGAGAAAUCACACAGGUGAGAAACCAUAUGAAUGCAAAGAAUGUGGACAAGCUUUUAACCGAAAGUCACACCUCAGCAGUCAUCAGAAAACUCACACAGGUGAGAAACUAUAUAGGUGUAAAGAAUGUGGAAAAGUUUUUAACUACAAGGUAGACCUCAGCAUUCAUCAGAGAAGUCACACAGGUGAGAAACUAUAUGAAUGUAGAGAAUGUGGAAAAACUUUUAACCGAAAGUCAAACCUCAGCAGGCAUCAGAAAAUUCACACAGGUGAGAAACCCUAUGAAUGUAAAGAAUGUGGAAAAGCUUUUAGCGAAAAGGCAGAAUUCAGCAGGCAUGAGAGAAGUCACACAGGUGAGAACCCAUAUGAAUGCAAAGAAUGUGGAAAAGCUUUUAACCACACAGGAGACCUCAACAAGCAUGAGAUAACUCACACAGGUGAGAAACUGUAUGAAUGUAAAGAAUGUGGAAAAGCUUUUAGGAAAAAGUUAUACUUCAACAUUCAUCAGAGAGCUCACACAGGUGAGAAACCAUAUUAAUGUAAAGAAUUUAGAAAAGCUUUUAACCAAAAGGUAGACCUCAGAAGGCAUAAGAGAACUCACACAGGUGAGAAACCAUAUGAAUGCAAGCAUGUGGAAAAGCUUUUAAUUAAAAGUCUCACAUCAGCAGCCAUCAAAGAAUUCAUAUAGGUGAGAAACCAUGUGAAUGUAAGGAAUGUGGGAAAACAGUUUACUGGAAUGCACCAUAACAGACAUGAACGAAUUCACACAUUGGAAAAUACCAAUUAAUGUAAUAACUGUGGGAGAAGGUUUUGCCGUAAAUCACACGUUAUGUUUCAUCAGAGAACUCACACCAAGAAGAAGCCUAUAAAUGCACAGCUGUCCUUUGGUAUUGGAGGUUGGUUCCAGGAGCCCCUGUUGAUGAAAACACUUACAAAUAAUGACACCCCUUCUAUAAAUGGUGUACUGUUUUGAUAUUACCUAUGAAGUUUUUUCUGUGUCCUUUACAUCUUGAGUCAAAUGUUUAUAUUACUG